Schistosoma rodhaini is the source of this 543-nucleotide messenger RNA. NCBI's taxonomy places the organism in Eukaryota, Metazoa, Platyhelminthes, Trematoda, Strigeidida, Schistosomatidae. The record is from the annotation of a GenBank genome assembly.
AUGGAAAAGUUACGAUCUUAUCAAGUACGGUUUGCCGAGUACUUGGAAAAGAAGAAUGUUGUUACUGAUUUCCUAAGCCUAUGUGAAACACGUUCUGGUAUCAGUAAACUGUAUUUGGCAUAUGGAGUGAUUGCGUUUUUGACACUGUAUUUAGUCAUUGGUUAUGGGACAGAUAUACUUACUCUACUUGUUGGUGCUUUGUACCCAGCAUAUCAGUCAGUUAAAGCCAUAGAAACUCAUGAGAAAGAAGACGACACAAAAUGGCUAACCUACUGGGUUGUUUUUGCUUCCGUUCAACUUUUCGAGGCCUGUACAGCAAUGAUGGUUUAUUACUUACCGUUAUAUCCCAUAAUAAAGUGCGCCUUUCUAAUUUAUUGCAUGAUUCCUAUCUCACAAAAUGGAUCCUUGCUUAUUUAUCGACGCUUGAUUCGACCUUUCGUUCUUGAACAUUCGGAAGAUAUAGAUUCAGUGUUAAACAGUACAGCUGGUAUUGCUGGGAACCUAGUGGAGAACGUUGUUCAAAAAUCAGUAGAAAAACAAUAA